CGCCACGCAGAUGAUUCUUCAAUCGUGGAUAAUUUCCAAUCUAACGGUCGCGAUUUCAUUUCCGGCAAGUUCCCACGGGGAUCGCCACGGUGUUCUAAACACUACUAUAGUAUAUAACCUUGCCAGCAACACUUCAAAUCUCAAGCUAUCACAACUCAUCAACAUCCAAUUCUAACAAAGCACCGAAAUCACAGCAACUAUCUAGGGUUCGAAAUGGACGCAAGCACAAAGACAAAGAAGGGAGCCGCAGGAAGGAAAGGAGGAGGACCAAGGAAGAAAUCAGUAACCAGAUCCGUCAGAGCUGGACUUCAAUUUCCCGUUGGAAGAAUCGGUCGUUUCUUGAAGAAAGGUAGAUACGCUCAACGUGUUGGUACUGGUGCUCCAGUUUACUUGGCUGCAGUUCUCGAAUAUCUUGCUGCUGAGGUUCUUGAGUUGGCUGGGAAUGCAGCACGUGACAACAAGAAGAAAAGUAUCAGUCCAAGACAUUUGUUGUUAGCUGUGAGGAAUGAUGAAGAGCUUGGAAAAUUGCUUGCUGGUGUUACUAUUGCUCGUGGUGGUGUUCUUCCUAACAUCAACCCAGUGCUUUUGCCUAAGAGGACUGAAAGUGCUGCUACUGCUCCCAAGUCGCCUUCCAAGGCAAGGAAAUCUCCAAAGAAGGCUUAGAUUAGUUUUCUGACUUGUGUGUAUAACCGAGCUCUAGGUCUUUCUAUGUAACAGAAUGAUUUAUUGCUUCUGAAAAAAUCUAAUUCGAUUUCACUGUCUCUGAUCAAGUAUUAGUAAAUGAACUAUUCAGUUGAAACAACUUGCUUCAACUGUCUUGCUUUUCCUAA
This is a messenger RNA of Lathyrus oleraceus (garden pea), 830 nucleotides long. RefSeq names its product histone H2A.2-like. The record is from RefSeq and is a predicted model, not a curated record. Gene Ontology annotation, molecular function: protein heterodimerization activity; structural constituent of chromatin; DNA binding. NCBI's taxonomy places the organism in Eukaryota, Viridiplantae, Streptophyta, Magnoliopsida, Fabales, Fabaceae. Bases 214 to 663 code for a protein of 149 amino acids. The transcript is spliced from 2 exons. Gene Ontology annotation, cellular component: nucleosome.